Molecule: messenger RNA, 630 nt
Organism: Corvus hawaiiensis (hawaiian crow)
Lineage: Eukaryota; Metazoa; Chordata; Aves; Passeriformes; Corvidae
Gene: RBP5
Product: retinol binding protein 5
Exons: 4
Coding region: 142-549 (135 amino acids)
Biological process (GO): fatty acid transport
Cellular component (GO): cytosol; nucleus
Molecular function (GO): fatty acid binding
Source: RefSeq, a predicted model, not a curated record
GGGCGCGGGGAUCGGGCCGCCCCGCAGCGCUUCCCGCACCGCGGGAGAGCCACCGGCCCGCCCGGCGAGCCACUUUGGUCCCCGCUCCGCGCCUGCCCCGCUGCUUGCGCUCCUUCCUCCGCGCCGUCCCUCUGCCCCGGGAUGCCUCCCAACCUCACCGGCUAUUACCGCUUCGUCUCCCAGGAGAACAUGGACAAUUACCUGCGGGCUUUAGAUAUCAACGUGGUCUUGCGAAAGCUGGUCUGCCUACUGAAGCCGGACAAAGAGAUUAUCCACACGGGAGAUCACAUGGUCAUCCGCACCAUCACCUCCCUGCGGGACUAUGUUAUGGAUUUUGACGUGGGAGUCCAGUUUGAGGAAGACCUGGGACCCGUGGAUGGACGCAAGUGCCAGACAACCGUCUCCUGGGAGGGGGAUCAGCUGGUGUGUGAGCAACUAGGAGAGAAGAGGAACCGAGGCUGGAGGCACUGGUUGGAGGGGGACCGGCUGCAUCUGCGCAUGACUGCUGAAGAUGAGGUCUGCGUCCAGGUUUUCCAGAAGGUGAAGUGAGCGCUCCCCGCAGAGAUGCCCGGACGGGACCCGCGCUCCCCAGUGCCAGAAAGAAAAAGAAACAAGACCCGAGCGAGCCGA